AUGGCUGUGAGAGAGAUAGAAGAAGGAGUAGUUGAUUCUAAUUCAACUAUUCCUUUGAAACAACACUUUGUGUUUGUACAUGGCUUAGGUGGAGGAAGUUGGUGUUGGUACAAAAUCUGUUGCCUUAUGGAGAAUUCUGGGUACAAAGUUUCAUGCAUAGACCUUAAAAGUGGUGGAAUCGAUCAAUCUCAUGCUGAUUCUAUUCUAACUUUUGAUGAUUAUAAUAAACCUCUUAUUGAUUUCUUAUCUGGUUUACCAGAUUAUGAAAAGGUUAUAUUGGUGGGGCAUAGUGCAGGAGGGUUGAGUGUUACCGAGGCCUGUCACAAAUUUCCAAAUAAAAUUCGUUUAGCAGUGUAUGUGGCAGCAACUAUGCUUAAAUUUGGAUUCUCAACCGAUCAAGAUCUUAAAGAUGGAAUACCAGAUUUAUCGGAGUUUGGUGAUGUCUAUGAAUUGGGGUUUGGAUUGGGACAGGACAAACCUCCCACAAGUGCUUUGAUAAAGAAACAGCUUCAACGCAAAAUCUUAUAUCCUCUAACCCCUCAUGAGGACUCAACCCUAGCUGCGAUGCUGCUGAGGCCAGGGCCAUUGCUGGCAUUAACGAGUGCGAAAUUCAGAGAAAAUGCCGAAGAAGUGGAGAAAGUGGGACGUGUGUACAUAAGGACAAAGCAAGACAAUGUGAUAAAACCAAAGCAACAGGAAGCUAUGAUAAAUAAGUGGCCACCAAGUAGUGUGUAUGAAGUGGAUAGUGACCAUAGCCCCUUCUUCUCUGCUCCAUUUUUACUAUUUGGUUUGCUUAUUAAAGUUGCAGCUUUUGACGUUGGAUGCAACUAG
Messenger RNA from Lathyrus sativus (Indian pea), 831 nucleotides. Lineage: Eukaryota; Viridiplantae; Streptophyta; Magnoliopsida; Fabales; Fabaceae. The record is from the annotation of a GenBank genome assembly.